AUGGCUUCCAGCAUGGCUGACCCAAGCAGCAUCCCCCACAAUACCAACUUCUGCCUUCCUCACCACCCACCCCGGGCGGCCAGCGUGAUGCUCUCUCUGUUCUACACAGCACUCUUGGUCUUCAGCGCCCUGGGGAACAUCCUUGCCCUUUGCCUCACCUGUCAAAAGGGCAAGAAGAUCAACUCAACAGGUGUCUACUUGGUCCACCUGGCAGUGUCCGACCUCCUGUUCACCCUGGCCCUGCCUGGAAAGAUCACCUAUUACGUGCUGGAUUUCAGCUGGCCCUUUGGUGAAGGGCUCUGCAGGCUGACGGCGUUCAUAUUCUACGUGAACACCUAUGGGGGCAUCUAUCUCAUGACGUGCGUGAGCGUGGACCGUUACCUGGCUGUGGUCCACACCCACCAGCGCCCCCGGCUCCGCAAUGCCGGCAGAGCAAGGCUGGUCUGCGUGGCUGUCUGGGCCCUGGCGUUUCUGCAGACAAGGGCUUUCAAACUGUCCCUGCAGCUCACCGUGUCCCUCAUGAACAUGAACUGUAGCAUUGACCCCGUCAUUUACUUCUUUGCAUCUACACGUUACAGGAAAUGGCUCCUGGGCAUUUUAAAACUCAGAGCAUCAGCAUCCUCCUCCUCCACCCUGGGAAAAUCUUCCUCAGAAAUACCAAGUGUCAACCAGACUGGCGACUCCGUGUCCUUCGAGGAGAAUAAAGUCUAAUGGGCCAUUGGCUUUAAGACUGUGUCUAGGGAGCUCUCCAGGAUUGGGGGCCUGAAGCUUAUACAAUUUGGAGGUGGGCUCUUUAAGAAAAAGAAGACAAAAUAAAAGCAAAAUUAGGUGUAGAGUCUUGGAUGGUAAGCAAGGAGCCCUAAAGCUUAAAUUCCAUUAGCUUCACGAUGAAUCCACUUCUAACGUAUCCUAAUAAAUAACGCUGGAGCUCCUUGGCCCCUGAAGGGGCGUGUGCCAUUUCUUCUGGGAAAGGAGUAUUUUCACGGUGAAUGCAGA
Messenger RNA from Diceros bicornis minor, 996 nucleotides. Its product is annotated as G-protein coupled receptor 183-like. Gene Ontology annotation, biological process: G protein-coupled receptor signaling pathway. Gene Ontology annotation, cellular component: membrane. The record is from RefSeq and is a predicted model, not a curated record. The transcript has 2 exons. Lineage: Eukaryota; Metazoa; Chordata; Mammalia; Perissodactyla; Rhinocerotidae. Bases 1 to 711 code for a protein of 236 amino acids. Gene Ontology annotation, molecular function: G protein-coupled receptor activity; oxysterol binding.